Molecule: messenger RNA, 2022 nt
Organism: Heterobasidion irregulare TC 32-1
Lineage: Eukaryota; Fungi; Basidiomycota; Agaricomycetes; Russulales; Bondarzewiaceae
Exons: 11
Cellular component (GO): eukaryotic 48S preinitiation complex; multi-eIF complex; eukaryotic translation initiation factor 2B complex
Molecular function (GO): RNA binding; translation initiation factor activity; ribosome binding
Source: RefSeq, a predicted model, not a curated record
CAUGCGGUACUACGAAAACAAGUAUCCUGAGGUCGACGAACUUCUCAUGGUUCAAGUCCGUCAAAUUGCGGAAAUGGGGGCUUAUGUCAAGCUAUUGGAGUACGAUAACAUCGAGGGAAUGAUCCUACUUUCCGAGCUCUCCCGUCGUCGUAUAAGGUCGAUUCAGAAACUCAUCCGCGUUGGCAGGAAUGAAGUUGUGGUUGUUUUGCGUGUGGAUAAGGAGAAGGGCUACAUCGAUUUGUCAAAGCGCCGCGUCUCACCAGAAGAUAUCAUUAAAUGUGAGGAGCGCUAUAUGAAGGCGAAGACCGUCGCGUCUAUCAUGCGGCACGUUGCAUCGCGGCUACCAUCUGUCGAUGCGGACGAGGCCACAGAAGGGGCGGAGAUCGCUACAAAAGAAGCACAGGAUGCGGGGUCUGAGGUGGCGGUCUCUGCAGUUGGGUCAAGUGAAGAAGAGCGGUUAGAAAAGUUGUACGACCAGAUUGCAUGGCCGCUGGGACGCAAGUAUGGUCAUCCAUAUGAGGCAUUCAAAUUGGCUUUGACCGAACCAGAGACGGUGUUUGCGACUCUUGGUCAGACCAUUCCUCCGCCCACCUACGCCCUCCUGAUGCACACCAUCGCCCGCCGAUUGACACCCCAGCCUAUCAAGCUGCGCGCGGAUAUCGAAUUGACGUGCUACACUCCUGCUGGGAUAGAUGCAAUCAAGAAAGCGCUGAGGGCAGGAGAGAAGGUGAGCACUGAGGCAGUGCCUAUCAAAGCGAAGUUAGUCGCUCCGCCACUAUAUGUCCUGAGCACGAACGCAACGGACAAGUUCGGUGCCGUUGAGCGUCUGGAGCGCGCGAUCGAGUCCAUUCAAAAUUCAAUUGAAGAGGAUGGCGGUGCACUCAUUGUGAAGAUGAAGCCAAAAGCUGUCUCCGAAACUGAGGAGCAAGAUCUCGCUCAGCUCAUGGCCAAAGCCAGUCGCGAAAACGCAGAGGUCUCGGGAGACGAGGACGACGAAGAAGUGUAAGAAGUCACUGUUAUUUAGCACAAUAUGUAGCUUUUUCCCGGUCGUGUUUCCACAGAGUCCAUGUUGUAUCGAUUAAUGGAUGGGCCUAAGGUGCUUUUGAUUGUUGAUACAAGCGGUCUACGAGAAUGUCCAUAGAGAUGCUAUGGCGUCUGUCGCUGCAGCCGAGUCCAAACUGCCAAACGUAUCUCCGCGCAAUUCCAAAGCCAUGGCUGGCUCUUUCUUUACACGACGUUUGGUUUCUGCUUCGAAAAGCGUGCUGUAAGUAUGGUCUAGGAAGUCUUCGAGUGGGUAGUUGGGCUUGGUGAAUGCUUCUUCGAAAAUGCAGGCCAAUGUCGACACUCCAGAGUGAUAAUGACGCUUGUGGGAGUAAAGCUCCCACAGAGACGAAUCGAGGGCGUUGGUCAGGUUGGGAUUGGAUUCAUCGGGUAAGAAAGGGUCUUCUGUGGAUUCGGAGCCCUCGUCCUCGUCACGGUGGAUCAUGACCAUGAGAGCAGGAUGGCGUUUCAGUACGUUGUAAGUGAAAGGGACCAUCAUGACGAUGCUAGAUGGUGGGGCGUUCAAGGAAAGGCGGGAUAGGCGCUUGACAAACGAGGCUAAAAGUGUAGCAGGAAGAUGUGAUGAACUCAAGAAAAGGUCUGCCAAUCGGAAGAAGCGGGCUCUGUGUUUGAGAUGGAGGACAUCACGAUCCAAGAAGGCGUACAAGCGGGUGUAAAACGAUGGAUAAUCCAAAUUAUACUCCUGCAUCAGAAUGAACAAGGUAUUCAAAGCAAGAAGAGUAAGAUGCGGCAUGACUCCCCGGUGCAUCGUGUUCAACGCUCUUAUAGAUAGCGUGCUCUCAGAGUCACCAUCAGAGAGCUGGGGCAGCAGCGUGAGCCAUAGACGGGUGAACACCGCACGAUGCGAAGGAAGCGAAUGGAGGGAUUGGUGAACAGUGAGUUUGCUUAGGCGAACCGAAGGUAUGGUCGAUUUUGCAGAGGACUUGGAAGACGUGUCGGGCUCGUUGAAAAACGCGCGCC